Messenger RNA from Exophiala spinifera, 930 nucleotides. RefSeq lists its product as uncharacterized. The coding region runs from base 1 to 930 and encodes 309 amino acids. Lineage: Eukaryota; Fungi; Ascomycota; Eurotiomycetes; Chaetothyriales; Herpotrichiellaceae. The transcript is spliced from 2 exons. Gene Ontology annotation, molecular function: oxidoreductase activity. The record is from RefSeq and is a predicted model, not a curated record.
AUGGUCGUCAAACCACUUGCUCAAGUCGAUCCCUCGAAGCUCAAAGGAGCCUCUGUGCUCAUCACUGGAGCUGCCUCCGGACUUGGAAAAUCCACCGCCACGUUCUUCGCACAGUCGGGUGCCCUUGUUACGAUAGCUGAUCUUCAAGAUAGAUCUUCUUUCGCCGCGGAAUUGACACGGCAAGGUCACACCGCGCAGUUCGUUCGGUGCGAUGUGACAGAUUGGGGCUCUCAAGUCGCCGCAUUUCAGGCCGCGCUCCGCUUCUCUCCGACAAGGACACUGGAUGUCGUCGCAGCCUUUGCUGGAGUCGACGGGAACAUCAACGUCUUCGAACACAUCUUGGAGACCGAGGCCAGUGUGGACGGCCAACCUCCGGCCGUUCCCAGUGUUGCCCCUAUCGAUGUCAACCUGAAAGGCGCAUAUUUUACAUCAAUCCUCGCCUUGCACUAUUUUCGCCUCAAGGCCCCCGAUGGCACCGUCCCCGUCUCAACCAUCACAAAAUCACUUACGAUCGUGGCUUCUUUGUCCGGGUACAUUGACGAGGACCACAAUGUGACCUACUCGGCGUCCAAGUUCGGCAGUCGGGGGCUCUUCCGCACCAUCCGGGCCAAGGCGUACGAUCAAUUCCACGUGCGUGUCAACGCCAUUGCACCAUGGGCCAUGAGGACGCCUAUGACCGAGGCAAUGCUUGAAGGUAUUGCGGAGCUCGGUAUCGUACACGGGAAGGGCAUCACGGUGGUGGAACACGAAGUGUUGACGCAGGCAUUGACGACGAUUGCGGUGGACGACACUAUUCGUGGUCGUUCGUUUGCAAUUGUUCCAGAAGGCGCCGUUGACUUGGGAGACGACAUCGACGGGAAUUACGGAGGCACAAGACUCGUCGAAUUAAUGGCCUUGCGUAAGGAAGCCGGUGAUAUCAUCUUCGAAUGA